UCUGUAAAGAAGCAAACACGGAAAUUCACAGCAGCACGAAACAUGCACUCAAAGCUAUGUUGGCAUUUGCCAUAUUUGGAACGAUACUAGCCAGUUUAGAAAUGAUAAAUUUCUUUCUUGGUUCGUGCAAGCAAAAGAUUAUGCAUCCAGUGUUUUUGUCUAUUAUUGUUUGUCUCUUCGAAGAGUUGCCAUUAGCUGGUCUUCGCUAGAAUCUUAAAACGUCGGCUAACAAUGAAAUGGUAGAUAUUUGGAGCAUUGUGUCCAGCAUUGGGACCAUGACAGCCCCUUUGCUUGGUCCUAUCUAUAAGUGUUAUAAAAUGACAGAUUGCUGCAACUCCUUUGACAGUGAUGAGGACGACGAAACUCGCAACCUCGUACCCAGGGAAACUUGCUGUGACGAGCUGUGCUCUGGGGAAAGCAGGGGGUUCGGUGCGACUUGCCUCGUCUUGAUGGUUGGUGUUGUUGUAAUUAUCAACAUUCUCAACUGGGCAGAUGUUGAAGCCCCUGGUGCUGAAUUGUGCGUCCAAGCAGUCCAAGAGUAAAUGCUUCUUCGUGGACGUUGGAGUAUAGGUAUAGUUUAUGCAUCUUUAAAAUCAUAACUGAAAUGGAUCAAUCAUUCAAAUAGAAAUCUCUCAUAGUCUUGCCAGUGAACUUAAGAUAAAAAAUUCAGUAGAACAAUACGUAAUUGCAUAUAGCUACAAAUAGACUAUUCUUAUCUUUGUCAUCUAUUUUAAUGUUAGUAGAAUACAGUUUCGAUUCGGAAAUACAAUACUGAAAUAAUUUUUAACGAAUAUAAAAUUGAAUGUAGUGAAAGUUGUGAUCGAUGUAAUGAAUGUUUCAAAUCCCAGCCCUGUAGGCUUGCAAAAUUAUGCGUCCAUUGACCGAAAGCAUACCUUCUGCACGAUAAACACGGUACGGAAAACCAAGCUUCAAAUUUUUCAGUAUAUCAUGGCGUCAGUGAGUUUCUCUUUCCCGAGGCGGACUUCUUCAAAACAAAAUCUUUUGAGCGUUACCGACCCUCAUCAUUCUAACGAAGGUGAGUCGGUGACAACACAUCCUGGUUGGAAGUACUCUAUUCCAAGGAUCGUUUUGUCAGUUGCGCUCGUAGCUUAUGGUAUUUUUGAUUGCGUUAGCGAUUGGAAGCUAUAUUGUGAAAGAGAUAGUCAGAUUGAAGACAUCUGUAAAGAAGCAAGCACGGAAAUUCAUAGCAGCACGAAACAUGCACUCAAAGCUAUGUUGGCAUUUGCCAUAUUUGGAACAAUACUAAUCAGUUUAGAAACGAUAAAUUUCUUCCUAGGUUUGUGCAAGCAAAAGAUUAUGCAUCCAGUGUUUCUGUCUAUUAUUGUUUGUCUCUUCGAAGAGUUGCCAUUAGCUGUUCUUCGCUGGAAUCUCAAAACGUCGGCUAACAAUAAAAUGGCAGAUGGUUGGGGUAUUGCGUCCAGCAUUGGGGGUAUGACAGCCCCUUUGCUUGGUCCUAUCUAUAAAUGUUGUAAAAUGUCUGAUUGCUGCAAGUCCAAGUCCUCUUGCUGUUCUGGUGAGAAAGACGAAACUUGCUGUGACGAUCUGUGCUCUGGAACAAGCGGGUGGUUCGGUGUGACUUUUCUCGUCUUGAUGGUCUUGGUUGUUGUAACUAUCAACAUUCUCAACUGGGCAAAUUUUGAAGCCCCUGGUGCUGAAUUGUGCGUCCAAGAGUAAAUGCUUCUUCGUAGCCAUUAGAGUAUAUGUAUAGUUUAUACAUCUUCAAAAUCAUAAAAUGGAUUAAUCAUUCGAAUAGAAAUCUUUCAUAGUCUUGUCAGUGAACUUAAGAUAAAAAAUUCAGUAGAACAAUACGUAAUUGCAUAUAGCUACAAAUAGACUAUUCUUAUCUUUGUCAUCUAUUUUAAUGUUAGUAGAAUACAGUUUCGAUUCGGAAAUACAAUACUGAAA
Messenger RNA from Dendronephthya gigantea, 1926 nucleotides. RefSeq lists its product as uncharacterized. The coding region runs from base 829 to 1695 and encodes 288 amino acids. NCBI's taxonomy places the organism in Eukaryota, Metazoa, Cnidaria, Anthozoa, Malacalcyonacea, Nephtheidae. The transcript is spliced from 3 exons. The record is from RefSeq and is a predicted model, not a curated record.